Molecule: messenger RNA, 3000 nt
Organism: Zonotrichia albicollis (white-throated sparrow)
Lineage: Eukaryota; Metazoa; Chordata; Aves; Passeriformes; Passerellidae
Source: RefSeq, a predicted model, not a curated record
AUGACAUUUCCUCCUGCCAGGUACACAUUCACCGGGAUUUAUACGUUUGAAUCACUCGUGAAAAUCAUUGCCAGAGGUUUCUGUAUAGAUGGCUUCACCUUCCUGAGGGAUCCCUGGAACUGGCUGGAUUUCAGUGUCAUCAUGAUGGCAUAUGUCACAGAGUUUGUGGACCUUGGGAAUGUCUCAGCAUUGAGAACUUUCAGAGUUCUCCGAGCUUUGAAAACUAUCUCUGUAAUUCCAGGCCUGAAGACCAUCGUGGGCGCCCUGAUCCAGUCUGUGAAGAAGCUGUCGGAUGUGAUGAUCCUGACAGUUUUCUGUCUCAGCGUCUUUGCCCUCAUUGGGCUCCAGCUGUUCAUGGGCAACUUGAGGAACAAGUGUGUGAUUUGGCCGAUUAAUGUGAACGAGACCUUCCUGGAUAAUGGCUCCAGAGGCUUCGACUGGGAGGAAUACACCAACAAUGUGUCAAAUUUUUACAUCAUUCCUGGCGCCCCCGACCCUUUGCUCUGUGGUAACAGCUCGGAUGCAGGCCAAUGCCCGGAGGGAUACACGUGCAUGAAGGCAGGACGGAACCCCAACUACGGCUACACCAGCUUCGACACCUUCAGCUGGGCUUUUCUGGCUUUAUUUCGCCUUAUGACUCAGGACUUUUGGGAAAACUUGUAUCAAUUAACUUUACGAGCGGCAGGAAAAACCUACAUGAUCUUCUUUGUGCUGGUGAUCUUUGUGGGAUCCUUCUACCUGGUGAAUCUGAUUUUGGCUGUGGUGGCCAUGGCCUACGAGGAGCAGAACCAGGCGACCCUGGAGGAGGCAGAGCAGAAGGAGGCAGAAUUCAAGGCCAUGUUGGAACAAUUGAAAAAGCAGCAGGAAGAAGCACAGGCUGCUGCCAUGGUCACCUCGGCAGGGACGGUGUCUGAGGAUGCUGUGGAGGAUGAUGGUGGGGGCAGGAUGUCCCGCAGCUCCUCGGAGAUCUCCAAGCUCAGCUCCAAGAGCGCCAAGGAGCGGCGCAACCGGAGGAAGAAGCGGAAGGACAAGGAGCUGUCGGAGGGAGAUGAGAAGUGUGACACCGAGAAGGUGUUCAAGUCCGAGUCUGAGGAUGGCAUGAGGAGGAAAGCGUUCAGGCUGCCAGAUAACAGGCUGGGAAGGAAGUUUUCCAUCAUGAACCAGUCUCUCCUCAGCAUCCCGGGCUCCCCUUUCCUCUCCCGCCACAACAGCAAGAGCAGCAUCUUCAGCUACAAGGGGCGUUUCCGCGACCCGGGCUCGGAGAACGAGUUUGCUGACGACGAGCACAGCACGGUGGAGGAGAGCGAGGGCAGGAGGGACUCGCUCUUUUUUCAGGGUACCACUGAGAUCGAAAUUAGGAAGAAGCCUGGUGGGUCUCUCUUGGUCUCAAUGGAUCAGGUGAACGCGUCCUAUGGAAGGAAGGAUCGGACCAACAGUGUCAUGACUGGGUUGACCAACACCCUUGUUGAGGAGCUGGAAGAGUCCCAGAGGAAGUGUCCCCCUUGCUGGUACAAAUUUGCCAACACCUUCCUGAUCUGGGAAUGCCACCCAUACUGGAUGAAGCUGAAGGAGAUUGUGAACUUAAUUGUCAUGGAUCCUUUUGUGGACUUGGCCAUCACCAUCUGCAUCGUGCUGAACACGCUGUUCAUGGCCAUGGAGCACCACCCCAUGACCCCUGAGUUCGAGCACGUGCUCUCUGUAGGAAAUCUGGUUUUCACUGGGAUUUUCACAGCAGAAAUGUUCCUGAAGCUCAUUGCAAUGGAUCCAUACUAUUAUUUUCAGGAAGGCUGGAACAUCUUUGAUGGGUUUAUUGUCUCCCUGAGUUUGAUGGAGCUGAGUCUGGCUGAUGUGGAGGGACUUUCCGUGCUGCGAUCUUUCCGAUUGCUGAGAGUCUUCAAACUGGCCAAGUCCUGGCCCACUCUGAACAUGCUGAUAAAAAUCAUUGGUAACUCAGUGGGUGCCUUGGGGAAUUUGACCUUGGUGCUGGCCAUCAUCGUGUUCAUCUUCGCCGUGGUGGGGAUGCAGCUCUUUGGCAAAAGCUACAAGGAGUGUGUCUGCAAGAUCAGUCCGGACUGUGAGCUACCCCGCUGGCACAUGCACGAUUUCUUCCACUCCUUCCUUAUUGUCUUCCGUGUGUUGUGUGGGGAGUGGAUUGAGACCAUGUGGGAUUGUAUGGAAGUGGCGGGACAGGCCAUGUGCUUGAUUGUCUUCAUGAUGGUCAUGGUCAUCGGAAAUUUAGUGGUGCUGAACCUGUUCUUGGCCUUGCUGCUGAGCUCCUUCAGCGCAGACAACCUGGCAGCCACGGACGACGACGGCGAGAUGAACAACCUGCAGAUCUCGGUGAUCCGCAUCAAGAAGGGCAUCGCCUGGACCAAGGCCAAGGUCAGGGAGUUCAUGCAGGCCCACUUCAAGCAGAGGGAGGCCGACGAGGUGAAGCCCUUGGACGAGCUCUACGACAAGAAGGUGAACUGCAUCGCCAACCACACCGGCGCCGACAUCAACCGCGACAUCGACUUCCUCAAGAACGGCAACGGCACCACCAGCGGCAUCGGCAGCAGCGUGGAGAAGUACAUCAUCGACGAGGACCACAUGUCCUUCAUCAACAACCCCAACCUCACCGUGCGCGUCCCCAUCGCCGUGGGCGAGUCCGACUUCGAGAACCUCAACACGGAGGAUUUCAGCAGCGACACGGAUCCUGAUGGCAGCAAGGAGAAACUGGACGAGAGCAGCUCCUCCGAGGGCAGCACCAUCGACAUCAAGCCGGAGGUGGAGGAGGUGCCCGUGGAGGCCCCCGAGGAGUACCUGGACCCCGAUGCCUGUUUCACUGAAGGUUGCAUGCAGCGCUGCAAGUGCUGCCAGGUCAAUAUUGAGGAGGGGCUGGGAAAGUCGUGGUGGACCUUGAGGAAAACUUGUUUCCUAAUUGUGGAGCACAAUUGGUUUGAGACCUUCAUCAUCUUCAUGAUCCUCCUGAGCAGUGGGGCUCUGGUGAGUAAAAUUUAA